This is a messenger RNA of Lodderomyces orthopsilosis Co 90-125, 1542 nucleotides long. RefSeq names its product metalloaminopeptidase (gene LAP41). Gene Ontology annotation, molecular function: zinc ion binding; metalloaminopeptidase activity. Gene Ontology annotation, biological process: proteolysis. The record is from RefSeq and is a predicted model, not a curated record. Gene Ontology annotation, cellular component: fungal-type vacuole. The transcript has a single exon. Lineage: Eukaryota; Fungi; Ascomycota; Pichiomycetes; Serinales; Debaryomycetaceae. The coding region runs from base 1 to 1542 and encodes 513 amino acids.
AUGUCGGAUACUACAAUCGAUGAUCUAGUUACCGGGAUAACUGCAGCCUUAAUCAGUAAGCUCCAACAACAAGAUGUGGUUCAAACUCGAACCAAUGCCAAUGAUGAAAAAAUAGAACAAACUGUGUCAAACUACAAUGCCGAAUACUUUGACAAAUUGGCUGAAAGAUAUAUUGAAUUCACUUAUAACAACCCUACCAUUUACCAUGUUGUCGAUCACUUUAAACGCCAAUUGAAAGACGCUGGGUUUGAGUAUUUACCUGAACCAGAAUCGUGGAGUGAGGUCAGGCCGGGCAAAUAUUUCACCACCAGAAAUGGUUCCUCUCUUGUGGCCUUUGUCAUUGGUAAGGAUUGGAAACCAGGCAAGGGUUUUGGUGCUGUAGGAUCCCAUAUUGAUUCACUCACCACUGUUUUGAAACCAGUGUCCAAAAAGGAUAAGGUUGAUGGAUAUGAGUUGCUUGGUAUUGCUCCCUAUGCUGGUACUUUGAACAAUCUCUGGUGGGAUAGAGAUUUAGGUAUUGGAGGUAGAUUGUUGGUCAAGGACUCAAAGGGAAAAGUCACCCAACAUUUGGUUGAUUCAACACCACAUCCCAUUGCUCAUAUUCCUACAUUAGCGCCACACUUUGGUGAGCCAGCAGUUGGUCCAUUCAAUACCGAAACAAAGGCAGUUCCAGUUAUUGGGUUCUCUCAGGGAGAAGACCCUGAACCUACUGAAGCGGAAAAGAGGGCUCCAUUGUAUGGCAAACAUUCCUUGAAAUUAUUGAGAUACAUUGCCAAAAAGGCAAAUGUCAGUGUUGAAUCAAUUAGUCAAUGGGAUUUGCAAUUGUUUGACGUUCAAAAGGGAACCAAAGGUGGUUUAAAUAAUGAGUUUAUUUUCGCUCCAAGAGUUGACGACAGAGUGUGCUCCUUUGCUGCUUUGAAUGGGUUAAUUAAUGCAGCAACUCAAAAAGAGCUUGAAGAUGACUCAUUUUCCAUCGUUGCUUUAUACGACAACGAAGAAAUUGGAAGUUUGACAAGAGCUGGUGCCAGAGGUGGUAUUCUUGAACUGGUUGUUGAAAGAGUUGUUGCCAGUGAGUAUUACAACCCUGAUGGACUUAGUGUUCAAGAUAAAGUGAGAUUAAUUUACGCUAAUUCUAUCAUUUUAUCUGCUGAUGUCAAUCAUUUAUUGAACCCCAAUUUCAAAGAAGUCUAUUUAGAGAAGCACGAAACUGUCCCCAACAAAGGUGUUUCAAUUGCCUUGGAUCCAAAUGGGCAUUUUGCUACCGAUUCAAUAGGUUUGGCAUUUGUUGAAAGUUUGGCUAAAGCAAAUAAAGAUGAAUUGCAAUAUUUCCAAAUUAGAAAUGAUACCAGAAGUGGUGGAUCAAUUGGACCAGCAAUUUCUUCAGCAACUGGUGUAAGAACAAUUGAUCUUGGAAUUCCUCAAUUAUCAAUGCAUUCAAUUAGAGCAACUUUAGGAUCAAAAGAUAUUGGAUUGGGAACAAAGUUUUUCACUGGAUUUUUCCAAAAUUGGAGAUCAACUUAUGAUAAGUUUGCUGAUUUGUGA